Molecule: messenger RNA, 1815 nt
Organism: Spirometra erinaceieuropaei
Lineage: Eukaryota; Metazoa; Platyhelminthes; Cestoda; Diphyllobothriidea; Diphyllobothriidae
Source: the annotation of a GenBank genome assembly
AUGGAUGACCUUAAAGUGGAUGAGGCCCUGGCCGGCAUCGUACAGCCUGCUGGAUUUUGGCAAUUUUUUGCCGUAAUCCUUACCGCACUCUCAAUUCCCGGCGCAGCCAUCAUAUCUGUCUUUAACAAUUCCUUUCCCAAACACCGCUGUCGACUAGAGCCGCAGGUAGAGGCCUGGCUGCUCAAAACUACGAUUACGCCCACCGAUGUCACAGGCUGGAAUAUACGCAGCAUCGCAGAAUUGUUUGGACCAAAGUUGUCCCACUCGAAUUCUGUUAGCGCCUGUGAGGUAUACACUGUUGAUCGACUGCAAAAUUCAACCAUUGAAAGGCUGCUUCAGUACCAGAACCAGACUCUGGCACUGGAGCGAGAGAAGUGUCCCUUUGGUUUUGUCUACGAAUAUGACUGGUACCAAUUUCCCGGUGGUCUUGUGGAGGAAUGGGACCUCGUCUGCGACCGCGCCUGGGAGGUACCUUUCAAUGAGAGCAUUUACAUGUUGGGCAUGUUGAUUGGUUUCCUAGUCGGUGGCUGGUUCGGAGACCGAUUCGGUCGAAGACGUGUCAUCCUGGCCUCGGGUGUGGCGGAGUUCGUCAUCGAAUUAAUGAUCUGCUUCUGUGUCAACCACACACAGUACAUCAUUCUGCGUAUUCUCGUCGCCAUUUGUGUCACAACACGUUUCUCUGCUCUUACAGUUCUGAUAACUGAGAUAACGACCGCCAAAUAUCGAUCGCUACUCUCUGCAGUCUGUGGCAUUGUCAAUGUGAGCCUUCAACGUGUUUUUCUGGCGAUUGUAGCCCUGUGCAUCACGAAUUGGCGAUGGUUAAAUGCAUCACUGGUGGUGAUGAAUAGUCUUAUCUUCAUCCUGUUCUUUGUUCUGCCAGAGUCUCCAAAAUGGCUUAUUGCCCGUGCUCGAUACAAUGAUGCCGGAGGCGUCCUGUAUCAGGGCUAUCGAAUAAACACACGCGUCAAGAAUAUGCUUUCCACUGCGUCCAAUCGGAGUCCCUUGCUUAGUCAGAAGGAAUUCUUCUCGCUGAUUGGCGUUCCUGACUCACCCGUCAAGGACAAGUCGGCUGAGGCGGAGGAGGAGCAGGAGGAUGAUGCCAGGUGUAGGCCCUCCGCCAAGCGGAAGAGAAGGUUCACUGUUUUUCAGCUAUUUAAUCGCACAAUGGCGGCUACGACUAUACUGUGUACGAUCCUCAUUGCUGGACACAUUACCUGUGUGUUCGGAUUGGCCUUCUAUUCGGCAAGCAUUCGUCUCUACACCUCCUAUGUGCUCAUUAUUAACGCCCUCUCGUCCAUACCGGGAUCCCUGCUCUUCGCCGGUCUUUAUCGUUACUUUCGCUUUCGCAAGAGACCACUGUUGGUCAUUUACCUCGUUACAGCAACUUUUCUCUGGAUUGCUUCCCUCUACACACUCAUUCUGCAACCCCAAAACGACAUUGCACUUAACGUCCUAAUUGCUGUUGUUACGAUGUUGUUGGCCACCGCGUCGCGAAUGGUGUUUGUCUAUGUUCCUGAGCUGUAUAAUCCUAUCUACAGGAACCGUGGACUGGGGGUGUGUGCCGGUCUGGCUAGACUUGGUGUUUUCUGGUUCCCCCUAAUAAACCGCCUCGAUUCCAGCGUCAGACACGGCUUUCCACUGACCAUUUACGCUGGCAUUAUUACUAUCCAGAUGGUUGUCCUCUGUUUCCUCAGGGACACCAACGGGGAGGCGUCUACGACAGAGAAGACACCGAACGGUGGAACCGGGUUCAGUCAGCCAAAUGGGCCGUCGGGCUCCUCCAAGGAGAGUGAGCCGCUUGCAGCUGCUACGUAG